Messenger RNA from Branchiostoma floridae (Florida lancelet), 552 nucleotides. Its product is annotated as tyramine receptor 1-like. The coding region runs from base 1 to 552 and encodes 183 amino acids. The transcript is spliced from 3 exons. NCBI's taxonomy places the organism in Eukaryota, Metazoa, Chordata, Leptocardii, Amphioxiformes, Branchiostomatidae. The record is from RefSeq and is a predicted model, not a curated record. Gene Ontology annotation, molecular function: G protein-coupled serotonin receptor activity; neurotransmitter receptor activity. Gene Ontology annotation, biological process: chemical synaptic transmission; G protein-coupled receptor signaling pathway, coupled to cyclic nucleotide second messenger. Gene Ontology annotation, cellular component: dendrite; membrane.
AUGGCCUUCAACGUUACGUGCCAGCUGACGGCCGGCGCUAACAGCAGCUCCGCGCUCGAGCUGCUGCUCCCGUGCAACGCCACCGGGGGCCCGGACGCCUGGCCGGCGGGCGCCCUCGCACCCGACGGCCGCCUGUGGAGGUACACCACCACGGCGGUGUGGAAGGACACGGCGCUCGGCAUCGUGCUGGCCUGCCUGUGCCUCGUCACCUGCGUCGGCAACGCCAUGGUGCUGCACGCCGUGCGGACCAACAAGGAACUGCAGACGGUCAGCAACUUCUUCAUCGUGAGCCUGGCGGUGUCUGACCUGGUGGUCGGGACGGGCGUCAUGUCGCUCAGCACCGCCUACAUCCUGGCGGAGGAGUGGCGGUUCGGGCUGGCGCUCUGUCAGGAAGUGGGGACGGGCGUCAUGUCACUUAGCACCGCCUACAUCCUGGCCGAGGAGUGGCGAUUCGGGCUGGCGCUCUGUCAGGAAGUGGGGACGGGCGUGAUGUCGCUCAGCACCGUCUGCAUCCUGGCGGAGGAGUGGCGAUUCGGUCUGGUGCUCUGUUAG